Laccaria bicolor S238N-H82 is the source of this 831-nucleotide messenger RNA. RefSeq lists its product as uncharacterized. The transcript has 6 exons. Gene Ontology annotation, biological process: U1 snRNA 3'-end processing; exonucleolytic trimming to generate mature 3'-end of 5.8S rRNA from tricistronic rRNA transcript (SSU-rRNA, 5.8S rRNA, LSU-rRNA); U4 snRNA 3'-end processing. The record is from RefSeq and is a predicted model, not a curated record. Lineage: Eukaryota; Fungi; Basidiomycota; Agaricomycetes; Agaricales; Hydnangiaceae. Gene Ontology annotation, cellular component: cytoplasmic exosome (RNase complex); nuclear exosome (RNase complex). Bases 1 to 831 code for a protein of 276 amino acids.
AUGACCACCACGAGCAGUUCUGACAUCUUCCAACGCCUCCAUCCACGCGUAUACCUAGAACGCUUCCUAGCAGAGAACGUACGACCCGAUGGGAGGCCGUUGAACGUCGCUAGGGACCUUGCAGUUAACGUUGGCUCAAUAUCAACAGCCGACGGCUCCGCCCUCGUCAGGCUGGGUAAUACGACUGUAGUAUGUGGAGUCAAAGCUGAGAUUGCGGAGCCAGAGUUGGAUGAGGGGGUGCGCGGGUUUUUGGUGCCAAACCUGGAUCUACCAGCGAUGUGUUCCCCGCGGUUCAAGCCUGGUCCGCCGAGUGAAGAGGCCCAGGUGCUUUCGGAUAGACUUAAUGACGCGUUGGUUGCAUCCAACAUCCUCCCCCUCACCUCCCUCUCCAUCCACCCAAACAAAGCAGCCUGGGUACUCUACGUAGACGCUAUAUGCAUAAACUAUGACGGAAACGUGUUUGACGCUGCGCUUAUUGCGAUGGUUGAAGCUUUGAGGAACACACAACUACCAAAAGCGACAUACGACGAAGAAACGGGCCGGACGACAUGUUCGCGAAAGAUCAAAGUCCCACUUGAACUCAACCAUACCAGUUUGCCCGUACCGCUUUCGUUUGGGGUGUUUGAUUCAACACACGUCCUAGCAGACCCAACAUCAUUCGAAGAACCCCUCCUCGACACCACCAUCUCCAUCAUAAUGAGCAACGCCAACCCGGACCGCCUCAUCAGCGUCUCACAGCUCGGAGCUGGGGGUAACGAUGCCCUCCUUACUUGUGUUGAGGCUGCUAGAGUGAGGUGUAGAGAGAUUGUAGGGAGCGAUAUAUAUAAAUGA